This is a messenger RNA of Amphibalanus amphitrite, 3396 nucleotides long. It is a transcript of the gene ine, whose product is annotated as sodium- and chloride-dependent GABA transporter ine-like. The transcript is spliced from 13 exons. Gene Ontology annotation, cellular component: membrane. The record is from RefSeq and is a predicted model, not a curated record. The coding region runs from base 779 to 2539 and encodes 586 amino acids. Lineage: Eukaryota; Metazoa; Arthropoda; Thecostraca; Balanomorpha; Balanidae. Gene Ontology annotation, biological process: sodium ion transmembrane transport.
GCAGGUCGACAGGCCGGCAGUUGGGAUGCAUUGGGACGUGAUUGCAGUGCACCGCACCGGUGUUCCACUGCAUUGUUGUCUGGGUGUACUGGUAGUGCCCCUACCCCUCCCGUUCGGACCGGCGCGCCACUCAGCACCGGCCGACGGUGCAGCGGCGGCGUCAGCACGGCCCGGCCGGCCGGCCGGCUGCUCGCUCAGUUCCGCCGCGAGCACGUAACGCGAGCCGUCCCCGUGUGGGGUGGCGGUCCGCGGCCCGGCGACGCCUCCCGCGCGACGACGGCACCGGGUGUGCGGCGUGCGCUCCCCAGCCCCCAGUGUCGCUGGAGCGGCAGUGUUGUCCGGGUGCAGGCACGCGACUGCAAGGCUCGUGACGGUGUGGUGAGGGACGGCUGAGCGGCGAACACAGCGUGGACCAGCUACAGUUGCGGAGAGGAGCGCGCCGCGCGGUGCCGGCCAGUGCCAGCUCGGUGCUCGGUCGAGAGUAGAAGGGCCUCGUCGCUCUCCGCGUCUCCGCCGACCGGGGGCACCGGCAGCCCCGCCGGCGGCCGCGGCUUUCGCUCGCUGCCGCUGCAAUUACGUCUGGGGGCUGCCACGUCAGCUGGCCUGCAGUGAAGACGUACGGCCGGUGGGUGACCGGCGGGCCGCCGAGUGUUGACACCAGAGGGUGACGCGCGUCUGACACGAGCGGCGCCGUCCAACCUCCACUGCCGGAGUCAAGUGCUCCACUACUUUGAAGGGACCAACUCUGUAAGGCUUAACAAGACCCAACUGUUUCAAGAUGAGGACAAACUGGAGCAAUAAGAUCGAGUUUGUGUUGGCGUGCCUGGGCUACGCCGUGGGUCUGGGCAAUCUGUGGCGCUUUCCGUACAUGUGCUACAACUCCGGCGGAGGUGCGUUUCUGAUUCCGUACUACAUCAUGAUGUUCGUGUGCAGCAUUCCGCUGCUGCUGAUGGAGCUGGCCGUGGGUCAGUUCACUCAGCGCGGCCCCGUCGGAGCCAUGGCGCGACUCUGCCCGCUCUUCAAAGGCGCCGGGCUGGCCACGGUGGUGAUCUCGUUCCUGUUCUGCUCCUACUACAACGUGGUCAUCGCCUGGGCGCUCUACUACAUGUUCGCCUCGUUCCAAAGCCAGAUUCCGUGGGCGAGCUGCAACAACACGUGGAACACGGCCACGUGCCACGACGCGUCGGCGGCGGACGUCACGCUGGCCAAGAACGUCACCACGCCAUCCGAGGAGUACUUCUACCACAAUGUUCUUCAGAUCACGGGGGGAAUAGAAGAGAUCGGCUCAAUGCGAUGGCCAAUCUUCCUCACACUCCUGCUGGCCUGGAUACUGGUGUAUUUCUCCCUCUGGAAAUCCGUCAAGUCGUCGGGCAAAGUGGUCUACUUCACGGUCAUCACGCCGUACGUGCUGAUCGCCGUGUUCCUGUGGCGGGCGCUCACCCUGGAGGGGGCCUACGACGGACUGCGCUUCCUCUUCCAGCCCCGGUGGGAACUGCUCAAAGAUGCCAAGGUGUGGGUGAACGCGGCCGCGCAGAACUUCAACUCGGUCGGCAUCGCCUUCGGAUCGAUGAUAGCGUUCGCCAGCUACAACAAGGUCAACAACCGGUCCAUUAUGUUGGACACCAUGGUGAUCUGCUGUCUGAACUCGGCCACCAGCAUCUUGGCCGGCAUCAUCGUCUUCGCCACGCUGGGAAACAUCGCCCAUGAGCUGCAGAGCAAAAUCGAGGACGUCGUCACUGCCGGUCCCGGGCUGGUGUUUGUGAUCUAUCCGAAGGCGCUGGCCGGCAUGCCCGUCCCUCAGCUGUGGGCUUUCCUCUUCUUCUUCAUGCUGCUCUGCUUGGGUUUGGACAGCCAGUUUGCGACGCUGGAAGUGGUGAUCACCACGCUUCAGGACGCGUACGGCAAGUGGAUCAAAGCCUAUCUGAAGCGUCACGAGGUGCUGGUGCUGCUCAUGUGUUUCGUCUCGUUCGUGCUCGGUCUACCUCAUGUGAUGCAGGGAGGCAUGUUCGUCUUUCAGCUGAUGGACUACUACGUGGCCGGCAUAUCGCUCAUGUUCCUGGCGUUCUUCGAGGUGAUCGCCGUCACGUGGGUGUACGGCACGGAGCGGCUGAGCCGGGACUACGCGGCCAUGACCGGCGCCCGGCCGCUCGUCUACUUCCAGGUGUGCUGGAGGUUCCUGGCGCCGUUCCUCAUACUGGCGAUCUGGAUCUUCAGUCUGAUCGACUACGAGCGGCCCAGCUACGACGGCUACCACUACCCGGAGUGGGGCAUCCGGCUGGGCUGGUUCCUGGCCUCGCUCUCUAUCCUGCCGAUACCGUUGUGCGCCGUGGUCGCGCUGUGCCAGGCCACCGGCAGCACCCCGUGGCAGCGCCUGAUGAACGCAAUACAGCCGGACCCGACGCUGUACACAAAGCCGGACCCGGAGUACUUCAACGAAGGGCUCGAGCUGGAGUCGGGAGCGGCGAGUAAAGCCGACCUGGUGACGGUCGCGUCCACAAGGGGCGACGGCUUCCCCUCAGCGCCGCCCACUGCCGUGUGACCUGACCCGACCCGACCCGAACCGGCAACGAGCUGCGAACCACUCGCUGGUCGUAGCUGGCACUGGGACAGAUAACACAGAGAAGGCAAACGUCCGCGGAACCAUGCCGGGUGAUUUGAAAAGCAUAAACGCUAAAAGAGGCUGAGCAAUAGAGCUGAUACAUAACUUAACCAUUUUUCAUUAACAGGUGGAUCUACCUUGUGUUUUACCUGGAGAACUCAAUUGCGCGUUGUACUUAGCAAUCAUUCGUUCCCGCAUAGAACAGGUCUUUAUUACAAUCAUUACAAGGGCUAGGACAGAGAUGACGUCAAUCGUUCUUCUCUCCACUGUGGAGUGGACCAAUCUCAGCGGCGUGUCAGAAAAAUGGGAGGUGACUGGAUCGCCUGUGUGUCGCGGUGACUGGCGUGUAAGCAGGAGUUCGUCGGUGCUGUACCACCACAGACAGGUCAUAUGUCGGCGGUCAUAUGCUGAGUGUUCCACGGACAGCGGUUGGGUCGGUGCGCACGGCCGCCGAACAGCAGCUCGCUGCCAGUCCCGCGCGGUCCGUGUCGGUAAAGCCGUCCCUCGUGUGUUUGGAUGCCAGUUUUGUCUACGCGUGGCUGUGGCGUGGACAUGUGCAAUGUUCUACUGCGUACGAGUUAAAUGUGUGAGUGUGUGUGGUCCACUGAGAGUGUUUUACACGUCCAGAAUAAUUGUAUACUUCGUAUCCCAGUUUGUACGUCACAUUUACGCCAGGAUGUUCGAGAGCAUACAAUAGAAAAGUAUGCGCCUCUGCCUAACUGGAGGAAACAAAGGGGGGCCCAACGUUAUGCAGGUGCCUUGGAUAGCCGCCUAAAUAAACAACUAGAGCAGUGCAA